AUGAGCUCACAGAAUAAUCCGAGCGGCUCGCCCGCCGCAGCCAGUACUCCGAGUGGCCAGCCAGCCACAACCAACGUUCCGAAUGCCCCGCCAGUUACGAUCCGAGGACAGACCGGCCUGCCCCCGCGCCGAACAAGCCGUGAUGCUCCCCGUUAUGACGGAACCAACGUGCAGGACCUGCCUCGGUUCCUUGAAGAAGUAGAAAUGAUUGGAGAUGAGUUCCAACUUUCCGAUCAACAGCUUAUUUGGAGAGUAAAAUAUUACGCUAACCAAUCCGAUUCCGAGAUCUGGGCCUCAAUACCCGAAGCCGCAGACGGUGCCUCAGAUUGGCAAGCUGCUCGAGCAGCAAUUCUCGGAUUAUACCCGUCCCUCGACCGCGAUCGCCGCUAUGCGAAGAAUGACCUCCGUAUCCUGGUCCAACAAUGGGCCGUCACCGGAAUCCAGAACCGAGAGGAGUUUGCAGAGUACCAGCGCGAAUUCCAGAAGAUAGCAAGCUUCCUGGUCUCAAAGAAAGAAAUCACGGAAGAAGAUCGGAACGAAGCGUUCCUCGACGGUAUCACGGGGCUGCCCCGCAACACGAACUGCUCCUUCUGCGGAGAAGACGGACACUUCAUUCGCUCGUGUCCGAAGGUUAAUGAGUUCAUUCGCGACGGAAAGUGCAUCCGGAACACAUCCGGAAAGGUUGUUCUCCCCGACGGAUCGUUCGUUCCGUCAACAAUCCAAGGCCGACUACUCAUGGAUCGUUUCGACCAGUAUCACGCAACCAACCCCGGAAAGCGCGCCCAAGUCUCCCGAGACCUCAAGUUCGACGGAGUAGAGGUUCCAAGGCGCGGAACAACAAGCAUUCCGAAGAAGAAGGACGAGGAACCUAAGCCGGAACCAAAGCCCGCACCACCUGCCGAAGUAAGCCAGGCCCCGAAGCAUGACGGAUCGAAGCACGCCGACAAGCCCGCCGCCAGACCACCACCGGAACCACAUCAGUACCGUAAUCUCUCUCCCAUCGAAGACCCCGUCAUUGUCCAGCAGAUGGUCUCUCGCGUUCUAGACUCCAGCAUCAGCCUCACCCUGAAGGAGCUGUUGUCGAUUGCACCUGAUGUCCGAAAGCAAGUCAAGGAACUGUCAUCCGCUAGGCGAGUUCCGAACGCCGCCACGCACCUUGUCUCGACGGAACCCUCGGAACCAACGACUUCCGAAGAUGCAAUCGUAGCUCAAGUCUCACAGCACGCGUGGAGCCCAGAGUCGGUUGCAGAACAGGCUAUGCCGUUACGUACAGUUAAAGCCAUCUUCGAAGAUACUGAAGAAAUCCACUGUAUUCUAGACCAAGGAGCAACACUCUGCAUCAUUCGCGAGGAUGUAUGGAAACGUCUCGGAAUCCAUCUGCGUUCCGAUCUCGCAAUUAUGCUCGAAACCGCCGACUCCGGACAAGCGCCGACGCUCGGUGCUGUUGAGAACGUAAAGAUCAAUAUCGCUGGAGUCGACAUCGCCCUCCAAGCUCAAGUCGUUCGUCAAGCCCCGUUCGAGGCACUCCUAGGCCGACCAUUCUUCGCUAUCACGGAAUGCGAAACGAAGGACUUCAUUAACGGCGACCAGUCCAUAACACUAUCGGAUCCCUCG
Messenger RNA from Fomitiporia mediterranea MF3/22, 1614 nucleotides. RefSeq lists its product as uncharacterized. Gene Ontology annotation, molecular function: nucleic acid binding; zinc ion binding. Lineage: Eukaryota; Fungi; Basidiomycota; Agaricomycetes; Hymenochaetales; Hymenochaetaceae. The transcript has 3 exons. The record is from RefSeq and is a predicted model, not a curated record. The annotation marks the transcript as partial.